This is a messenger RNA of Sclerotinia sclerotiorum 1980 UF-70, 1476 nucleotides long. RefSeq lists its product as hypothetical. The transcript is spliced from 4 exons. The record is from RefSeq and is a predicted model, not a curated record. The coding region runs from base 1 to 1476 and encodes 491 amino acids. Lineage: Eukaryota; Fungi; Ascomycota; Leotiomycetes; Helotiales; Sclerotiniaceae.
AUGAAGAAACUUCAAGCUCUUAGACCUCUCGGGCCUCGAGAGAGCUGGCGCCAGUUUUUCAAGCGUCUUAUUAUUGUCUUCACUGCAUUUACUAUCCUCAUGCUCAUCGUGCAAUAUCUAGCAAACUUCAUGUCUUCACAAUUGUCGCUCCUAAAUGUCGUGAAAAUUAAUUCACUAAGAUAUUCGACAUUCCGAAAAUGCUCCAUCAAUAAAUUUCUUGAGACGGGAUUGCCAUGGUUAGAAAGCGCUUCACCCAUUGCACUACAGGAAUUCGUCAAGCGAAGAAAUAAUUUAGCUGCUGCUCUUGAAAAUGAUGGGAUCGAUGCUUUUAUUGUGGAGCCGGGAUAUACAUUUCAAUAUUAUGCUAAUAUCAGCCAAAAGGAUUGGGAGGUUUGGGAGCCCGAAGAGCGACCAUUUCUCAUGCUUAUUUCUCCUCAUUUUGAUACGACUUUAAGUGAAGUUGUUGCAAAAACUACAUUUCUGGCACCAAAUUUUGAAGAGGGCAGGGUAAGAAUGCUCGGUAUGCCAUUUGAGGAAGACCUGAGUAUUAUUACUUGGGAAGAACACUGGAAUCCUUACUCUACGCUUUGGGAAAACUGGCAUACGGUCAUAGGUACAAAAGAUCCAGGUUCUAUUGGAAUACCAAAAGUAAUGGUCGAUGAAGAAAUGAGAGACUUCAUCCAAAGAGGCCUUGGUGAGAAUGAUUUUGAGGUCGUGGGGCUUGCUGGUAGUGUGAAACGAGUAAAGCAAACGAAAACAGUUGGUGAGGUGAAUAUCUUGAGAGCAGUCAAUACAGGAACUGUCGAGGCAUUACAGGCCAUGCGAAAGUGUAUGGUGCCAGGCUUGUCUGAAAAUGAGGUCAUGGCUAGUCUGGACAGUACAAUGCGAGCUGGUGGCAUGGAGCCAUUCUUCGAUAUCGUCCUUUUCGAUGAGAAUGCCGCAAUGCCGCAUGGUGGACCAAACGGAAGUAAAGUGCUCGAAAAAGAGACUCUCGUAUUAAUAGAUGUUGGGGCUCACUUGUAUGGAUAUUCUUCAGAUAUUUGUAGAACAUUUUUUCCACCCUUCUUUCCAGAACCAAAAGAUCAUUCGCUACUUUCACCAACCGCCCAGCACAAAAUCGCAGCUUGGGACAUUGUAUAUGAUGCACAAACCAAAGCUCUUGAUGCGCUGAAACCAAAUUCAUCAUGCGCAUCUGUAGACAUCGCUGCUCGGGAUGUUAUUGCUGAUGCCGGCUACGAGAAAGCAUUCACACAUCGUGUUGGACAUGGAAUCGGUAUCAAAGCGCAUGAGAGUCCAUAUCUGAAUAAGGGAAAUGUAGAAGAGAUACUAAAUGCAGGUAUGGUGUUCACACUAGAGCCCGGAGUGUAUCUCGAAGGGAAGUUUGGUGUAAGGCAUGAAGAUGUUUUCGUGGUAAGAGGGGAUGGAGAAGCAGAGAUUUUGACAGGUUCCAGGGCGAAAAGCCCUUGGGAUCCAUGA